Messenger RNA from Exophiala xenobiotica, 1704 nucleotides. RefSeq lists its product as uncharacterized. Gene Ontology annotation, molecular function: protein binding. Bases 1 to 1704 code for a protein of 567 amino acids. Lineage: Eukaryota; Fungi; Ascomycota; Eurotiomycetes; Chaetothyriales; Herpotrichiellaceae. The record is from RefSeq and is a predicted model, not a curated record. The transcript has 3 exons.
AUGGAAGGCCCGUGGAUUCGUCCUUGGGUGGGAUCUGUUUACUACGGUGAAGACGAGACCGGAGAAUUGAUGGAAAGAUACCUGGCACGCUAUCCUGCCUACCGUGAGCCACAACGAAAGGACCUCCGAAAUCUCGAAUCCAGACUGCAAUCCGUCAGCGUCCGCAUCGGACUUUACCCUGAUCUCAUCGAGGAACGUCUUACUAGAGGCGAGCUCCUACUGAAGCUGAGAUACCCUGAGCUUUCUGUCUCUGACGCAAAGAAGGCAUUGAUCUUCAUUGACACCAACGCCGCAGAGGCUCGACCAGAUUUGGAUGAUGAAGCCCUUGACAUACUCAGAUGCCGAACUAUUCUCCUCAUUGGCCGCUCCCUCUUUCUUGGCAGGUGCUUCGUCGACUGCCUCGAUAUCGUUCCGAAGAAUCCAAGCAAGAACAAAUAUGCGAAAGAUGAGGAUUUUGUACGCCUGAGGAGAUAUGCCCAAAAAGCCCUUGAGUUCGAAUUGGAUCACAACAUGCAGGAUCCAAGCUUUCAAGAGAUGAGUGAGGAAGAUCAGGAACAUUCAAUAUCAAAAGGAGAAAUCAUGGUAGUACCAUACCCGUGGAUCUCCGAUAAACUAUUUCGACGGAAGGCUUCUGCAAUUGAUCACGCCAACUCGGACAUUUGGAAACUCUCCCAGGGCCGUGUCAUCAUCAAGCAGAGUACGCUAUCCGACCAGUUGCGGGAGUAUGGCCAGAUACGGCCCGAUCAAGACUCAUACGGUAUAUUUGCAACAAAAGACAUACCAGCAGACACCGAACUUUUUUGGGAUCGCACUAUCCUUUGCGCAACCACUGGCGAGGACCGUUGCGCGGCAUGCUGUGCGGACCUGAACCAAAAUGUUUUCUACACUACUGCCCUAGAAUCAUGCUGCGAUAUGGCUUGUCUACGAAGACUCAGGAUGGCUUGUCAACCUGGUCGACGCGCAGAAGUACAAGGCAUGCUGGCUGAUGCUCCCCAGAACGAAGACGAGGCGCUCUUGCAUCGAGGGCUUAUCAUGGCCCACAAAUAUACGCAGGAUAACCCUUCCAAGCAUCCGCUACGGGCACGACUACUCAACCGUCUGACAGCACGCUAUCACCCCGGGGCCAGAAGGGCUUUCUCGUACGGUGCAGAAGUCUGCAGGCCGAUCGAGAUUCUGCAGAAGCUCGGUGUUGACAUAUUUACGGAUGACUUGUCUGAAGCGUGGGUGCUUGAAACCAUGUUCAACCGCAUCUCGACGAACGUACGGGCUGUUGAGCCGGACGGAAAUGCAAUUGUCGCUGUCAACACUCUCUACAGCUUCUUCAAUCACAGUUGUGAUCCGAAUGUGGAUACACUAGAGGACGACCUCAAAGGAGACAGUUCUGUUGGAAUGGUGACGAAUAGGAAGAUCUUCAAGGGUGAAGAGCUGUAUAUAAGCUAUAUCGCCGACAAGGAUUUGCGAAAAGGCUAUCACCAAAGGAAGAAACUUUUGGAGUAUUGGACCGGAGGAGAGUGUCUCUGCAGAAAAUGUGCUUACGAAAGGGGAUCUUCCUGGACGCUCGACGACGAUAUGGAAUUCGAGGACGAGUCUGGGGCACAUAACGAAAGCCAGCGAAGAAGAGGUGGGCACUACAGUGACUUCGAGGCUGAUUGGGUCGUGCAUGACACCGAUGAUCUGAGUGAGGAUUCGUACCAAGAGGAAUAG